AUGCACCCUGAGACAUCCAGGUUCCCUGAAUGCAUCCUGAGCCCCCUCAGAAUCCUCAGCCAUCCUCUGCCUCUGUCUCCACAGGUGUACCUGAAGGCACCCAUGAUCCUGAACGGGCACGAGGACGCCUUGGCCCAGGCGGCGUUCGAGGAGGCUCGGCGCCGGACCAGAGACUUUGAGGACAGGGACCGCUCACACAGAGAGGACUUGGAGGUGAGAGGGCGCCGGCUGAGUCCACUCCAGCCUCAUCCAUGCAGGCCGGGCCCACGGGGCCAUCUCAGUUUGGCAAAUCUGUAA
This is a messenger RNA of Menidia menidia (Atlantic silverside), 297 nucleotides long. The record is from the annotation of a GenBank genome assembly. NCBI's taxonomy places the organism in Eukaryota, Metazoa, Chordata, Actinopteri, Atheriniformes, Atherinopsidae.